Messenger RNA from Vigna unguiculata (cowpea), 1515 nucleotides. Lineage: Eukaryota; Viridiplantae; Streptophyta; Magnoliopsida; Fabales; Fabaceae. The record is from the annotation of a RefSeq genome assembly.
AUGGAGCAAUAUAAAGCAUAUUUAGAACUUCAUAGAUCUCGAUACCAGGACAUCCUAUACCCACUUUUUUUUCGGGAAUCUAUUUAUGGACUAGCUUAUCGUCAUGAGUAUUUUUUUAUAGAAAAUGUAGAUUAUAACAAUAAUUUUAGUUUACUAAUUGUAAAACGUUUAAGUACUCGAAUGUAUCAACAGACUCAUUUCAUUCUUUUUGUUAACGAUUCUAAAAAAAAUACUUUUGUGGGUUAUAAUUAUCAUUUUUUUUCUCAAAUAAUAUUAGAAGGUUUUGGUAUCGUCGUGGAGAUUCUAUUUUCUCUACAAUUAUUUAGCUCUUCCUUAAGGGGAUUAGAAAUCGUAAAAUCUUAUAAAAAUUUUCAAUCAAUUCAUUCGAUUUUUCCCUUUUUCGAAGAUCAACUGAUAUAUUUAAAUCAUAAGUCAGAUAUACGAAUACCCUAUCCUAUCCAUCUGGAAAUCUUGGUUCAAAUCCUGCGAUAUUCGAUAAAAGAUGUCUCUUUCUUUCAUUUAAUAAGGUUGUUUUUUUAUUACUAUUAUAAUUGGAAUAGUCUUUUUCCUCCAAAAAAAUGGAUUUUUACUUUUUUUUCAAAAAGGAAUCGAAGAAUUUUCUUGUUCCUAUAUAAUUUAUAUGUAUGGGAAUAUGAAUCUAUCUUUCUUUUUCUACGUAACAAAUCCUCUCAGUUACAGUUAAAACAUUUUCGCGUUUUUUUUGAGCGAAUUUUUUUCUAUGAAAAAAUAAAACAUCUUGUAGAAGUAUCUACUAAGAAUUGUUCAUAUACUUUCUUCUUCUUUAAGGAUACUUUCAUCCAUUAUGUUAGAUAUCAAGGAAAAUCAAUUCUGGUUUUAAAGAAUACUCCUUUUUUGAUAAAUAAAUGGAAAUACUAUUUUAUAUAUUUAUGGCAAUGUCAUUUUGAUAUUUGGGCUGGACUAGAAACGAUCUAUAUAAACGAAUUAUCUCAGUAUUCAUUUCACUUUUUAGGCUAUUUUUUAAGUAUUCCACUAAAUCUUUCAGUAGUACGAAGUCAAAUGUUGCAAAAUUCAUUUCUUAUUAAAAUUGUUAUAAAAAAACUUGAUACAAUAGUUCCCAUUAUUCCUCUAAUGAGAUCAUUGGCUAAAACAAAAUUUUGUAAUGUAAUGGGUCAUCCUAUUAGUAAGCCGGUUUGGGCCAAUUUAUCUGAUUUUGAUAUUAUUGACCGGUUUUUGCGCAUAUGCAGAAAUUUUUCUCAUUAUUACAAUGGAUCUGCAAAAAAAAAGAGUUUCUAUCAAAUAAAAUAUAUACUUCGGUUUUCUUGUAUAAAAACUUUGGCUCGUAAGCAUAAAAGUACUGUGCGCAUUUAUUUGAAAAAAUUAAGUUCAGAAAAAUUAUUGCAAGAAUUUUUUACAGAAGAAGAUCUUUUUUCUUUGAUUUUUCCAAGAACUUCUUUUACUUUGCGUAGGUUUUAUAGAGGUCGUAUUUGGUAUUUGGAUAUUCUUUUCAGAAACGAUUUCGUCAAUUAUUUAUAA